Corylus avellana is the source of this 930-nucleotide messenger RNA. Its product is annotated as putative trehalose-phosphate phosphatase 7. Gene Ontology annotation, biological process: trehalose biosynthetic process. Lineage: Eukaryota; Viridiplantae; Streptophyta; Magnoliopsida; Fagales; Betulaceae. Gene Ontology annotation, molecular function: trehalose-phosphatase activity. The record is from RefSeq and is a predicted model, not a curated record.
AUGGAAUCCAUCUCGAAAGCAAGAGUUGACAACAAUGGAGAUGCAAUUGUUGCUUCCUACAGUGCAUGGCUGGAAAAGCAUCCUUCUGCCCUUGACUCUUUUGACCAAAUUACGAGUCUGGCUCAUGGGAAAAAGAUGGUCGUAUUUUUGGAUUAUGAUGGAACACUCUCGCCGAUUGUAGACGACCCUAACCAGGCUUUCAUGACUGAUGCAAUGCGUUCAGUGGUACGUGAAGUUGGUAAACAUUUCCCAACUGCAAUCGUCUCUGGAAGGUCUCGAGAUAAGGUAUUCGAAUUUGUAAAAUUAAACAAUCUCUAUUAUGCUGGAAGUCAUGGGAUGGACAUAUCAACCCCAUUAGGUUCUCUCAAGUACGAAAACCACAAGCAUCACACUAGGGCCAUUGAUGAGAAGGGCAAUGACGUUGUUAACUUCCGCCCAGCACAAGAAUUCUUGCCUAAAAUUCAAGAGUUAAAGAAGGUUUUGCAAGAAAUAACCUUAAAUGUAGAAGGUGCCGUUGUUGAAGACAAUAAAUUCUGCAUCUCUGUACACUUUCGACAUGUGAAUGAAGAGGUUGUUGGCAUCCUUAAGGAGAUGGUGGAAACCACAAUGGAAUCCUACGAAGGCUUCCGUAUAUCAGAGGGCAAAAAGGUAAUGGAAAUCCGGCCUACUAUAGACUGGGAUAAAGGCCGUGCUUUGCAGUAUUUACUUGACAAUCUUGGUUUUGACAAUUCUAGCGAUGCCCUCCCUAUAUAUAUUGGAGAUGAUAAAACCGACGAGGAUGCUUUUAAGAUGAUUAAGCGCAUUGGAAGAGGAUUUUCAGUAGUUGUUUCUUCUGCUCCGAAGGACACGAAAGCCUCAUACUCCUUGCGUGACCCAACCGAUGUCAUGUCUUUCCUAGUACGUUUAGGAAAGUGGAAAGGGAGCAUAUAA